Candidula unifasciata is the source of this 306-nucleotide messenger RNA. The record is from the annotation of a GenBank genome assembly. Lineage: Eukaryota; Metazoa; Mollusca; Gastropoda; Stylommatophora; Geomitridae.
UGGUUAAGUGUGUCAGUAUUUCACUACUGGUUAAGUGUGUCAGUAUUUCACUACUGGUUAAGUGUGUCAGUAUCUCACUAGUGGUUAAGUGUGUCAGUAUCUCACUAGUGGUUAAGUGUGUCAGUAUCUCACUAGUGGUUAAGUGUGUCAGUAUCUCACUAGUGGUUAAGUGUGUCAGUAUCUCACUAGUGGUUAAGUGUGUGAGUAUCUCACUAGUGGUUAAGUGUGUCAGUAUAUCAAUAGUGGUUAAGUGUAUGAGUAUAUCACUAGUGGUUACGUGUGUGAGUAUAUCACUAAUGGUUAAGU